Molecule: messenger RNA, 1449 nt
Organism: Paramisgurnus dabryanus
Lineage: Eukaryota; Metazoa; Chordata; Actinopteri; Cypriniformes; Cobitidae
Product: myeloid-associated differentiation marker homolog
Cellular component (GO): membrane
Source: RefSeq, a predicted model, not a curated record
UGGACAUUACGUGCCCACUAACCUGGAGGACGUGACAGGACAACAGUGCAAAAGCCAAAUAGAAAAUUAUACUGGAAUGGUGAGCAAGUAUGAGAGACCUAUCAAAGAGAAGCAGCUAAACUGAUGACAGAUUUUGAUUUUAAAGACUGAAGGUGCCAGAUCAUUUUUGAGACUCAAUAUAAGUGAAUAAACUCCAUUCACCAUGGUAACCCUGAACACCAAAUCCGUUACCGCACCGGUCGGAAUUGUCCGGAUUUUCGAAUUUGUGCUGACCUGCAUCACUUUCAGUCUGGUGGCUUCUCAGGGCCCCUCAACUUUUUCAUAUUGGAUUUGGUGCAUGUUCACCUGGUGCUUCUGCUGUUUUAUGACCCUCCUCAUCAUUAUUCUGGAGUUCACCAGCCUUAAUACCAAGGUGCCCAUCUCCUGGGAUGACUUCACUGCGGCGUUUGCGAUGCUGGCCUCCCUGAUGGUGCUGGCGGCCUCGGCCAUCUACCCCAGGUUUUUCGCGUGCUCGACGUGCGCUCAUGAGAUUGCGGCAUCUGUGAUGUCCUGUUUGUCUUUCAUCCUGUACACAGUGGAAGUAAGUCUAACCCGAGCGAAACCCGGGGAGAUCAGCGGGUUCCUGUCCACUGUGCCCGGCUUACUGAAGGUUCUGGAGGCCUUUGUUGCCUGUAUCAUCUUCAUCUCGCUGGACUCAAACUUUUACAGUUCAUAUCCUGGGUUGCAGUGGUGUGUGGCCGUCUACUCCAUCUGCUUCAUCGUCUCUCUUCUCAUCAUCCUCCUGACAAUCUGUAGGUUGUUGGCACGAUUCCCCUUUCCAUUUGAGAAAUUUCUGGUGGGUUACAAUGUGCUGGCGGUUAUGAUGUACAUGACGGCAGUGGUUAUAUGGCCACUCUACAACUUCCGAAACGUUCCAGAAUUACCAGGAUUCAUAUUCUGGGACAACAAGGUUGUUGUGUCGGCAAUGACCUGCGUCAAUCUGAUUGUAUAUAUUGUGGAUACAGUUUACUCAGUACGGUUGAGCUUCUUUGUUUCGCCUGCCUAGAAAAAGAGCAAACCAUUUUAACCAAUCUAUUGCAUCAGGCAAGGGAAGGUAAAGAUUUAAUGUGGGGUUUUGUAAAAUUAAUUCAAUUAAUACAAGAUUUUUUUGGAAAAAAUAUUGUCUAAAAGUUCUCUGUUGAAUGAUUAUGUAUGUCUGUUAUAAUAUGUUAUUAAUUAGAUGUUAUAUGCUGUUAUGGUAAACUAAUAAAAUAAACACUUUUUUUACAAUAUACAAAAUAAAUAGUUACAGUAUAGCUUUUGUAACAAAACGUGCCUAUAAAGACAUCUAAGGUAAAUUAUUAGCCACUAUAUACAGUAUAUUAUGCUUGAUAUAUCUUUAAACGUAUAAUCACCUGAAUGUAUUUAAACAGUUGUUUAUCCUGUAUUCUGACACUUUUGAAGACUGAA